This is a messenger RNA of Mycotypha africana, 1989 nucleotides long. RefSeq lists its product as uncharacterized. The record is from RefSeq and is a predicted model, not a curated record. The coding region runs from base 136 to 1899 and encodes 587 amino acids. NCBI's taxonomy places the organism in Eukaryota, Fungi, Mucoromycota, Mucoromycetes, Mucorales, Mycotyphaceae. The transcript is spliced from 2 exons.
AUCGAAUAGUAGAAUCAUUAAUUAUUUUGAACACGCUGAUAGCUAUUGUUCACGUUGCUAGCUUUUGAUUCUUCACUAUUAUUCAAAGAACUUCAUUGAGAGAGCAAUCAAUAACAUUUGAGUUGUAUCGCAGUAAUGUCUAUCAACAGAAUUAUACUAUUCUGUAUGACAAAAUGCUCAGAUUUGGUUACCAUGAAAACGAAGAAAUACAAUGGUUCUCUUCGCUCCUUUCUUUGUACCCUUUUAAUCCCUUUCUACUUUUUUUCAUCUGCUUACUGGUCUCUGAUACAUUUUCUCGUUCUAUGUGCAAUCAUUGCUACACUCGAAGAUGCUGAGAAAUACCCAAUCGAAUCCACCAAAGCAAAAGUGAAAGCAUUACUUAGCUAUAAGAGCAAAAACAGUUUGCCUAAAUCGGUCCGUUAUCAUUCUGCCAGUCAUCAAUUGCUACAGGGCCUUAUGUAUAGAGCUAUUCAGCAUUGGUGCUGUAUCAGUUUCAAAAUUGCACCUAUUGAAGUUGAUGUAUUGAGACACAACACACCAAAAUCGAUUCUUUAUUGCGUUGCUGCCAUCAGUAUGGUUACGAUCAACCACAACAACCCUAAUUCAGCUGUCGUGUUAGACAAUGAUGCAGAAGAAAACAGCCCAAAGAACUUUACAAGCUCCAAAUCAAAGAGACAAUUAUCUUCAAAAGCAAUGGAAGACUUUAAAAAAGAUAUUGCCUUUUAUUAUUAUAAACAAGCUUGUAGCUAUUUGGAAGAAGUUAUUUUCUCGGAGGAUGAAGAUACAAAUCUAAGUGUAGUAGCUAUUCAAUGCUACUUUUGCCUCAGCUAUAUUGCGAGCCUUUUACGUCUCCCUCACGAACAACGAACUUGGCAUUGUUUGGCUUGUGAGACGUUGAAAAAUAAAGUCAAUGACGUGAAAAUGUCACCCGCUCUACUGCAAUGUUGGUAUCGUUGGUAUUAUAUUGAUGCUUGGGUCUCCAUUGCAUUGAAUCAAGAAUCCUUAUUACCAGAUAAGUUACCUUUCCCCAUCACUCGACCAUCACGGCUAGAGGAAGCGGAGCAGCCGCAACAACAAAGUGCACAACGAGGAUGUGCGGCAGGUCGAUGUUUUGAUGGUAGCGACGGUACACCUGUCGUUGACUCACAAAAUCAACGGCAUCAACAACGAUACGAGCCUACCUCACAACAUUUCACAACAUGUAUAACCCCUCGUUCUAACUGUUAUAUGUCAUAUGAUACACUCUAUGAGUUUGUGAUCAUGGCUCAAUUUAUGCGACGCUUUAAUCGAGCUACUAGGACCGGCAAAUUGCCUUAUUUGUAUGAAAGAAUCAAUUCGGAGACGGAAGCAUGGUGGCGAACAGUGAAGCAGCCUAAUAUACACCUCGCAAACUGUUACCAUUCCAUGCGUAUCGUGGUCAUUUUUUCCCUCUUACAGUAUCAUCAAGCCCUAUGUCCUGUCGUCCACUUUGACUUACUCUUGGAUGGCUUACACGUGACAUUGGAAAUUCUGCAAGGGCUUCAAGAAUUAAAGUUGAUGUGCUGUGAUCAAAGUACCUAUCAUCAUAUGUUUUACGCGAUCCACCAAACAUUGAAAAUGAUCUUGCUCAUUAUUCGCCAGCACCGUGAAUUCGCACCUUUGGAAACAUUUGCUAAACAGCAGUUCGAAAUGAAUUUAUGCAUACUUGAAGGUACGGAUGCGUUCCGAGAUGACUUGUAUCAGAUGAGAAGUAUUGCGUCGACUAUUGAAGCCGAUAUGUUACAGUUUGGCUUGAAUGAUGAUGUGGUUCUGGAUAGUAAAAGGUCCGUGCGUGUUUUCAGGGCUGUCAUUACAGCGAAAUCAGUAAAGAAGGCUAAAAAGAGUCACGACAAUAGCAGCGGUGAUGACCGACAGCAUUAAUUUAUGCUUUUUUCUUUUUUCUUCACCCCCUCCCAGGUCUUCUGUCCAUCACACUCUGAGUACUUGUUUUUUACUUUUUCACUUUUUCAU